CAACAACGACCACGACGAUGAAAUAAACCAACUAACUAAGAGCAACACAUAUAAUUCGCGGCACAUUCAUUCGUUGCUCCGCCAUCGUGUGGUUAAGUUAGUCCGUUGCGAGCGAUUCAAUCGCCAAUUCCAUGAUAUCCGUCGUUGGCCGGGGAGGAAGGAACAACAACAAUAGACACACGCCAAACGUUGCCCGAAGCGUUGAUAAAAGCGCAAUACAAAAGACACAGAGUGCACACAAUUGCUCAAACAUGGGGACAAAGAUCGAAUAUGUGGAUUCAAAUCAUUUGCAUGCAACGAAUUAUAUACGAAACUCAAAAGCGAUAGCGGUUCUAUGGGCUAUAUUCACAAUCUGCUACGCGAUCAUAAGUGCGGUGGCAUUUUUCACACCAGAAUGGGUCGGUGAUUUAGAUUCAGAGAAUGCAGGCCGUUUAGGCUUGUGGCAAGUGUGUCAACGUGACGAAACAUCGGAUAAUUGCCAAAAACAGUUGAGCGAUUUUCUAUCGAUUCCAUCGAUACCGUUUCAGGUGGCGACUGCAUUCGUUGGACUCUCGGUUAUCACAGCUGUGCUCACCAUUUUAUUCCUUGUUUUCUUAUUUUUCCUCAAAUCAACGACCGUCUUCCACAUUUGCGGUUGGAUGCAAAUUUUAUCAGCAAUCAGCAUGAUCGUUGGAUGUGUUGCGUUUCCAUUCGGAUGGAAUUCAAAUGAUUUUCGAAAGAUAUGCGGCCCAGAAUCCAAUCGAUUUGAGCUUGGCUUGUGCGGAAUACGAUGGGCAUAUCCCUUGGCAAUCAUUGGUUGCAUCGAUGCGUGCAUAUUGGCCACACUAGCAUUCAUACUGGCCACACGACAUGUUCGAUUACAGCCCGAACCAAUGUACCAAAAUUCUAUGUUUAAAGGCGAGGUAAAUAAUGCAUAUUUAACGGAUGCCGUUAGCAUAGCUGGCUCACGAAAAUCGCUGAAUUUACAACCGGUUCUGUUAGUUGGCGCUCCACCGCAUCAUAUGGCAACCGCAAAUGGAGACGACAGCAUUUCACAGUUUUCGAAUCGUACAUCCAGCCGCUACAAUCGACCUGAUUUCCACAACUCUAUGCACCACUUUCAAUUGUAGACUUGAUCAUUUCAAUGGAAAAAAUUCUUAAAUUUUAAACAAUAUGUUUUCGUGAUUGUUCUUCUUUUACUUAAAAUUCUUGCCAAUUUUUUGUUUUGUCAUUUCAUUUGACCAAUCAACCGAUCGACCGAAAUACACUCUUUUGCUCAGCAAAACUCUCUCUUUCUCUCUAUCAAUGUGAACCGUUUAUUUAUUCGCAUCCAAUAUAUCGUUUAAGUAGUUCUUCGUGUAGGAGUUUUUUUAUUAUUAUUAUUAUUAUUAUUUAUAAGUCAAUCGCAUUUUGAUUAGCAUCGAGUUGAGGCAUUUGAACGCUAAGAUCCAACGUAAAAUGGAUCGUGAACGAGGAAUAGUAUUUUAGGGAAAUAUACAUACGUAUAUAUGUAUUUGACGUGAGUGAAAUCCGUAUUAGUCGAUAAAAUAUGUCAUUUUUAUGCGAAUAGAAAUUGUAUUUUAGUUGAAAUGGAAAAUAAAUUGUUGAAACAACACAUCAA
This is a messenger RNA of Sitodiplosis mosellana (orange wheat blossom midge), 1600 nucleotides long. RefSeq names its product LHFPL tetraspan subfamily member 3 protein (gene Tmhs). Lineage: Eukaryota; Metazoa; Arthropoda; Insecta; Diptera; Cecidomyiidae. Gene Ontology annotation, biological process: sensory perception of sound. Gene Ontology annotation, cellular component: plasma membrane. The record is from RefSeq and is a predicted model, not a curated record. The transcript has 7 exons. The coding region runs from base 132 to 1109 and encodes 325 amino acids.